GUCGCGGCCCCUGGAUGCAGCUGGAUGAGCUUCCUCUCUGCACAAAUGGAGACCUGUUGCAGACGGUCGCCGACUCUGAACGAACACAGCUGCGGGGCAAGUCGCGCGUGCAGCUGGAGGCAAUGUGCGGCUGCCUGCCGCGGUGCUCUGUCGACACGGUCAUGAUCGAGCGCCACACCCUCAAGCGCAACCGUAACAACGUAAUCCAAGCGGUCGAAUUCGCGUUCGACGAGGAGGUGGAGGUGGUGACGAACUCGUUGACGUACGACAUCCCGGCGAUGUUGUCCGAGGUGGGAGGCAACGCCGGCCUCUACCUGGGCUACUCGCUGCUGACCCUGCUGGACGCGGCUGUUGAUCUGCUGGAGUGGAGCAUCCGCAAGCUGCCGGCCUCCGCAGCAAAAUAGCUCGGGUUACGAGGCUGAGCCAGCGCCAGAGGGCCCGGCGGCUGCGCGUCGUGGCGGCUCUCCAGAUGCACUAAAGAUGCUGAUCACCACACCGGGGAAGGAUCAUGAUUACGACCACAUUACACGAGAUGCUGAUUAACACACCGCGGCGCGUUGGCAUCAAGGCAGUCGUCAUGUCAGAAGGGGAGUAACGCAUUUGCCAACAUCAUGCGGUUCGUAACCGUAAAAAAUGUUCUCACAGUUAUGAAAGACAUGGCGAUAAGUGUGAUGAUAUUGUCGGUAUUAUAGGGCUUGCGUUGACUUUGAGUGGUCGACUUUCGCACUCUGGUAUUCUCGUGAGAAAAAGACGCCAUGCUGAUGAUCUUACGCUAGAUUAAAACUGAGAGCGACAAAACGGGCGCCAGGCACGUGGCCGCCUAGGUCACGCACGGUCAGGCGAGAGUUAGCGGCGCCG
Pollicipes pollicipes is the source of this 858-nucleotide messenger RNA. RefSeq lists its product as uncharacterized. The record is from RefSeq and is a predicted model, not a curated record. Lineage: Eukaryota; Metazoa; Arthropoda; Thecostraca; Pollicipedomorpha; Pollicipedidae. Gene Ontology annotation, biological process: sodium ion transport. The coding region runs from base 15 to 404 and encodes 129 amino acids. Gene Ontology annotation, cellular component: membrane. The transcript has 2 exons. Gene Ontology annotation, molecular function: sodium channel activity.